CCUGCAGUCUUUUUUAUAACCACAACCCGUGUACAUCAUUCAAAAAUGUUUACUAAAGCAUUUAUCCUUAUUUUAUUAGGUGUGUUAGAAAUCAAGGGGGAUGUAGGAAUGAAGUAUAUUAUGAAAGUAUAUGAAGAUUGUCAACAUUCAGAGGUUAUACCAUGUUUGAAGAGGAAGGCGAUAUUAUUCUUCGAUCGUGCUGCAAGAAUGGAGUCGAUACCAGUAAUCGAUGGUAUAGAUAUCGUAAAGAAUGAACUAGAAUUACCACCUCUUAGUGAGAAUGAUAUAGAUUCGAAUAUACCAAGAGGUUUGGGCAACAAAGAUCAAACAUUAUCAGCAAUGUUAUGGGACAAGAUUGCAGCCUUCGCUAAUUCUAGGACGGUUCAGUUUUCAUUACCAAAGAUGUCUGGUGAAGAACUAAAUAAAGGAGUUGAAGAAGGUCGCGGUAAAAUGAAGAAGAUGAUGGGGAUGAUGAUGAUGGGAGGAGUGAUGAAGUUGGCAGCGAUGAUACCACUAGCUAUGGCCGGUCUAUUCAUCCUGGCGGGGAAAGCUUUGAUCGUUUCAAAGAUCGCUUUAUUACUGGCCGGUAUCCUUGCAAUAAAGAAGAUAUUAUCACAGAAGAGUAGCGGUGGUCACGAAAGUCACGGUUGGUCGUCAGGAGGCGGUAGUCAGGGAUGGGAUAAGAGGUCCCACAAUGAUGUAUCAGAUUUAGCAUAUUCCGCGUAUAAGACUGAAUAGACAAGUGUUACAAUUGAUUACAAGAACAAUAAUAACUAUAGUUGUGAUCGAAAAUGUUUGAUUUACUUUGUAUUAUGCAGAACA
This is a messenger RNA of Papilio polytes (common Mormon), 822 nucleotides long. RefSeq lists its product as uncharacterized. The record is from RefSeq and is a predicted model, not a curated record. The transcript has 3 exons. NCBI's taxonomy places the organism in Eukaryota, Metazoa, Arthropoda, Insecta, Lepidoptera, Papilionidae. Bases 46 to 738 code for a protein of 230 amino acids.